Molecule: messenger RNA, 1503 nt
Organism: Lodderomyces margitis
Lineage: Eukaryota; Fungi; Ascomycota; Pichiomycetes; Serinales; Debaryomycetaceae
Product: tyrosine--tRNA ligase
Exons: 1
Coding region: 1-1503 (500 amino acids)
Biological process (GO): tyrosyl-tRNA aminoacylation
Cellular component (GO): mitochondrion; cytosol
Molecular function (GO): RNA binding; ATP binding; tyrosine-tRNA ligase activity
Source: RefSeq, a predicted model, not a curated record
AUGUUGAAAGUAUCACUAAGACAACAAUUGCGUCGACAAAUCAGACUCAACUCGUCAACGACUCUUCCUAGGGAUACAGUGACAGUAAUACCAACUGUGUAUGAAUUGACUGAAGGAAAAGAUGUCACACCUGAAACGAGUCCAGAUACAUCGUUAGUCAGCUACUUACAGUCAAGACAUCUAAUUGAGUCAUUGACCGAUGAUAAAUUGUUCAACAUAACCAAAAGAGAUAACAAUGGAAACUUUAAGUUAUACUGUGGUGCCGAUCCAACAGCACCAAGCUUACAUUUAGGUAAUUUAUUGCCAUUGAUGGUUCUACUACAUUUUAAACUCAGCGGAAGUAAUGUAUAUGGUUUAGUAGGAGGUGCAACCGGUCAGGUUGGUGACCCUAGUGGGAGAUCCACCGAAAGAAGUGUGUUGAAUGUAAAUGAAGUUGAGAGUAAUGUCGGCAGGAUACAGAAGCAAAUUACAUCUUUUCUAUCCAAUGGUAUUGAGUAUGCCAAAUCAAGACAAUUUCCAAUGAACAAAAGUAUUGGCCAAAGCAAUAGCGUCAACAAUGAAACGUGGUGGAAAGAUGUUAAAAUGUUGGACUUUUUGGCCACUUAUGGACGCCACAUCAGAGUCAGUGCAAUGUUGGCUAGAGAUUCAAUCCUGUCAAGAUUAGAAGGCGGUGGGAUUGGAUUUAAUGAAUUUACCUAUCAAAUUCUACAAGCAUAUGACUUUUACCACUUGUACAAGAAUGAAGGUGUCAACAUUCAAGUUGGUGGUAAUGACCAAUGGGGAAAUAUCACUGCUGGUAUUGAUCUUAUUUCACGUUUGCGAAAGCAGGACGAAAAGACACGCGAAGCAUUUGGAGUCACCGUUCCGUUGUUGACCACUCCUUCGGGUGAGAAAUUUGGAAAAUCUGCAGGAAAUGCCGUUUUUAUCGACCCUCAUUUGACAACUCCGUAUCAGUUGUACCAAUUUUUCAUCAAUGUACCCGACGACAUGGUUAGCAAAUUGCUCAAAGUGUUUACAUUAUUACCAUUGAAUGUCAUCGAAGGUGAACUUGUUCCCAAGCAUCAAAGUGAUCCUGGUUUGCGUAUAGCCCAAAGGGUGUUGGCUAGAGAAGUUGUCGACUUAGUACACGGGGUAGGUGUUGGAGACGAGAUGGCAUAUAUUACAGGAUUUUUGUUCCCAACUCCCGACCAGCCUUUUAACGACCAUGUUAAUGCUGAUAAAUUGAUUGAAAACUUUAAAAGAUCUGGUAUAUUGUACAAGUUCCCGUUGAGUAAAUGCAAUGACAUAAAGUUGAGUGCUUUGAUUGCCAAUAUCACCGGGAAAUCAAAGAGUGAGGUUAGAAGAUUGAUCAAGUCAGGUGGUGUGUAUUUAGGCUUGGAUAGAAACCAAGUGGAAGACCCUGAUGAUGUUGUAUUGUUUGACAAAGAUCAUCAUUUGGUAGAUGGCAGGUUGAUGUUGUUGAGGAUUGGAAAACAGCAUUACUACGUUGUGGAGUUUGUAUAG